Rhinocladiella mackenziei CBS 650.93 is the source of this 837-nucleotide messenger RNA. RefSeq lists its product as uncharacterized. NCBI's taxonomy places the organism in Eukaryota, Fungi, Ascomycota, Eurotiomycetes, Chaetothyriales, Herpotrichiellaceae. Gene Ontology annotation, molecular function: DNA binding. The coding region runs from base 1 to 837 and encodes 278 amino acids. Gene Ontology annotation, biological process: double-strand break repair via homologous recombination; DNA replication; nucleotide-excision repair. Gene Ontology annotation, cellular component: nucleus; site of double-strand break; DNA replication factor A complex. The transcript has 4 exons. The record is from RefSeq and is a predicted model, not a curated record.
AUGGACUACGGAUAUAGCAACCAAUACUCCACCUCAUACGGGGUAAACGGCGCGGUGGACGGCGGUGGAUUCGUAGCGGGAGAGCCUCAAAGUAGCCCUGCUGCCGGAAAAGGAGGAUAUGGAAAAGACACAGUCAGACCUGUGACCAUCAAGCAAAUCCUCGACGCAGAACAACCCCACCCCGACGCCGACUUUCGUGCCGAUGGAGAGCCAUUCGGUCAAGUAACUUUCGUAGGCCAAAUUCGAAGUAUCAGCACGCAAGCGACAAACGUCACCUAUAAGCUCGAUGAUGGCACGGGACUCAUUGAAGUGAAGCAGUGGAUCGACAGUGACUCGAUUCAAGACAAGAUGGACGUGGAAUCAAACAAGCCUAGACUGGUUGAAGACGGUUAUUGUCGUGUCUGGGGCCGAUUAAAAGCUUUCAACAGCAAACGACAUGUCGGCGCACACAUCGUUCGACCGAUCACGGACUACAACGAGAUUAAUUACCAUCUCCUCGAGGCCACCGCGGUGCAUCUGUUCUUCACUAGAGGACCCCCACCAAAUGCGCAAUCCCACGGGCACAGAAACACAAACGCCGACGGCAUGACUGCUGGUCACCAAGAAUACGGCAGCGCAGCAGACGGCAUACUUCCCAACAUCUCGCCGUUGGCACGUCGUAUUCUCACCACGUUGAAGAACACUCCGCAAAGCAACGAAGGCCUGCAUGUUCAAAUGAUUGCUUCGCAGAUGGGUAUGCCAGUCACCGAGGUGUACAAGGGUACCGAUCAGCUUUUGGCUAUGGGGAUAAUUUUCACAACAGUUGACGAGAAUACCUGGGCAGUACUGGAAGCCUAA